AUGAUGUGUGCGGUUGACGCGGAGAGAAGUGGCGCUUGGUCCACUGAGGCCAAAAAUGUGUGCGUGUCCACGAUCUCGCAGGGCGUGGAUGUGGACACGCUCGCCGCUCGUGGUGGCGCGCCCCAGUGUGGCUGCACGGCCUACGACCUCGGCCACAAGCCAUGCCCGCACUCCCCGAGGGGCGGGAUUCUGGCACUGCGUGCUGUACAGGCUGGUCGCUGGCAGGAGGUACCCGCGCCCCCGCAGUUGCGGAUGGCAGCGAGGACGGAGGCCGGGGGUCGUCGGCAGCCCUCGGGGCCCGAGAGCAAGGGCACAGGAGCUCACCGUGGGCGACCGUGA
Messenger RNA from Prorocentrum cordatum, 339 nucleotides. The record is from the annotation of a GenBank genome assembly. NCBI's taxonomy places the organism in Eukaryota, Dinophyceae, Prorocentrales, Prorocentraceae.